This is a messenger RNA of Zingiber officinale, 828 nucleotides long. RefSeq lists its product as uncharacterized. The record is from RefSeq and is a predicted model, not a curated record. Lineage: Eukaryota; Viridiplantae; Streptophyta; Magnoliopsida; Zingiberales; Zingiberaceae. Bases 1 to 828 code for a protein of 275 amino acids. The transcript has 2 exons.
AUGCCCGUUGUUUCCAAGGACCCGACCUACGUUUCAGACAGAGGGUCUAAGAGGAAGCAACCCGAGGAAUUCCCCUCAGCUUUCUACCGAGAACCAUCCCCGGACUACUACCACAAGGGCCCGGACUGUUAUAAUAAGAAAGAGCAACCGCAGGCCUCUAUGGCAAAGAGCUCCCCGCCUAGGGAUUCGGUGCUAGAAGAGAAACUACCCAAGGGAUACAAUCCCCCAGCCAUAAGAGAAUAUGAUGGCAGUAAGGAUCCGGAAGACCAUCUCCAUAAGUUCUGGAACGCGGCGUUGUUACAUCAGUACAAUGACGCUAUUAAGUGUCGAGUGUUUCUGAAUACUCUUUCUGGCUCGGCACAGAAAUGGUUUGAUGGAUUACCGAAUGGGUCCAUCACUUGUUUCCAUGAUUUUAAAACUAUCUUCCUACGUCACUUCGCUAACAGCAGGAAGUACAAGAAAAUAGACCAUUGUCUCUUCGCUUUUAAGCAGGGGUCUGUCGAGCCUUUGCGAAGUUAUAUCAAGCGCUUCAACCAGGUGGCUCAGGACGUUCCAUUGGCCACCUCUGAAAUACUGAUGAGCGCCUUCUCUCAUGGGCUAGUAGAGGGGGAGUUCUUCCGAGAUCUCAUUCGGGAUCCCAUGAAGAACUUCGACGAGAUGCUUAGGAAGGUCGCUAGCUAUAUCAACGUGGAAGAGGCUCAGGUCGCUCAGCGCAAAGCAGACAAAGCGCCUACUCCUGCCAACAAGCUAGAGAAAAGGUCGCCUCAACCCCUAGCUCAACCUCUUCCGCGUGCCCGAGACGCCCGACCACCCUUCGGCCCCGGUUAG